CUUUAAUACGGUUUCGUUUUCAAGUUGAAAAUAAAAAAAAAUAAAAAUAAUUUGAUUUUAAAUUAUUUUCGUAAUUAAACAAAUUAAAAACCAAAAUGAUGAUCAAACGUUGCUCUUUAAUUUUAGCCAAUCAAUUGGCCAAAUCAAAUUCAUCAUUAUCAGUAUUAAGUGGUAUUCGUUGGAAUAGUACAUUAUUGAUUGCCGAUCAUACAGAAGAAACACUUUCACCGUUAACAUUGAAAACAAUAACCGCCGCAAAACAAUUAGGUAAUCCAAUUACCUGUAUGGUAGCAGGUCCUAAAGUUGGUCCAGCCGUUGAUAUAUUGAAAAAAGUUGAUGGUGUUGAGAAAAUUUUAACCGUUGAAAAUGAUUCAUUAAAAGGAUGGUUACCCGAAGUGAUGACAAACAUUGUAAUGGAAGCACAUAAGAAAAAUAAUUAUUCACAUAUAUUGACAGGUGCUUCGUCAGUUGGAAAAAAUUUUCUACCUCGAUUAGCCGCCUUACUUGAUGUAUCAUUAAUAUCGGAAAUUAUUGGCAUUAAAAGUCCUGAUACAUUUGUACGAACAAUUUAUGCUGGAAAUGCGUUAUUGGAAUUGAAAGCAUUAGAUCCUGUUAAAUUAAUUACUGUUCGUGGUACAGCAUUUGAUGCUUCGACAAUCGGUUCAGCUGAUUGUCCUGUUGAAGCUUUUGCAGCCGAAACAGCAAAACAACCGGACAAUGUAAAAUGGAUUAAAUCUGAAAUAACUAAAUCUGAACGACCAGAAUUAACGGCUGCUUCUCGUGUGAUAGCUGGAGGUCGUGGCAUGAAAAGUGGUGAAAAUUUCAAAAUGUUAUAUGAUUUAGCUGAUAAAUUGAAUGCAGCUGUUGGUGCUUCACGUGCAGCUGUUGAUGCUGGUUUCGUACCGAAUGAUCUACAAGUUGGUCAAACGGGUAAAAUUGUUGCACCUGAAUUAUAUAUCGCUAUUGGUAUUUCUGGUGCCAUACAACAUCUAGCCGGUAUGAAAGAUUCAAAAACAAUCGUUGCAAUCAACAAAGAUCCAGAUGCACCAAUAUUUCAGGUAGCCGAUCUAGGUUUAGUUGCUGAUCUUUUUCAAGCCGUACCAGAAAUUAAUGAAAAAAUUGAUGCAUACAUUUCCAAAUAGAUAUAAAUGUUAAUACAUUUUAAAUUGAACAAAAAUUGUUUUAAUCUAAU
Messenger RNA from Dermatophagoides pteronyssinus (European house dust mite), 1192 nucleotides. RefSeq names its product electron transfer flavoprotein subunit alpha wal (gene wal). Gene Ontology annotation, cellular component: mitochondrion. Gene Ontology annotation, molecular function: electron transfer activity; flavin adenine dinucleotide binding. The record is from RefSeq and is a predicted model, not a curated record. Lineage: Eukaryota; Metazoa; Arthropoda; Arachnida; Sarcoptiformes; Pyroglyphidae. Gene Ontology annotation, biological process: fatty acid beta-oxidation using acyl-CoA dehydrogenase.